AUGAGCAGUUUUGAACUCUGGUUCGACAGUGAUGUGGAAAGUGAUGAUAUCACAGAGGAAGAUUUGUCGUCUGUAAGAAUUGAACGCCGUAGACUGCGAGAUGCGUCAAAUCCUCUGGAUUUGCCUUCCGAUACGUUUGUUAACUAUUUUCGAGUCUCCAAAGAUUUGUUCAAUCACCUUUUGAACAUCCUCGAUACAAAACUUGGUCCAACAGUGGGAUCAGCAUCUGUUCUACCCAUUAUCAAGCUAGCUGCUGCUUUGAGGUUUUUUGCUGAAGGUGGAUAUCAAAAAGGAGCCGGAAAUGAUCUUUUCGUUGGAGUUGCUCAGCCAACCCUGUCGAAAAUUUUAACGAAAGUAAUUGAUGUAUUUGAAGAACAUGUGUGUGCAACAGUGAUUACAUUUCCUACUAACGAAGCAGAAAAAAAUUCUAUUAAAAUGGGAUUUUUUGAAAAGACUGGAUUCCCAGGAGUCAUUGGAUGCGUCGAUGGUACUCAUGUAAAAAUAUUUAAGCCAAGAUCUGACGUGCAGCAUUUAUAUUACAAUCGGAAGGGAUACCAUAGUUUGAACGUUAUGGUGGUAUGCGAUCAUAACAUGAUCAUACGGUAUGUCGAUGCAAACCACCCUGGCUCUUCACAUGAUUCGUUUAUUUGGAACACAAGCUCUCUCAAUGACAUGCUAGAAACGAACUUCAUGAAUGGCGAGAGGAACUCGUGGAUUUUAGGUGAUGCUGGCUAUGCUUUAAAACCUUUUUUGAUUACUCCUUAUCGAACUUCAGGCAGCUCCCAAAACAAUGAAUUGAAGCUCAGAUUCAAUCAAAUUCAUUCAAAAACGAGAUGGAUUGUCGAGCGGUCGUUUGGGGUCCUGAAAAAUGUUUUUCGAUGUAUUCUGGGUGCACGUCAGCUACAUUAUAAACCCGAAAAAGCUACUAAAAUAAUCAAUGUAUGCUGUGCCUUGCACAACCUUCGCAUAAGAUUUAAUGUACCACUGCAUGAAACUAUACCCCAAUUCGAAGCAGAUUUUCAGGAAGAAGAAGCAGCUGAUGAUAAUGCAAAUGUUACUGCUGCUAAUAUCAGAGAUGAGAUAAUGUAUGCAAUUUUCCAAAAUAAUCGAUAGUGUUUUAGCUUCAAGAUAUAACAAAAAACGAUUAAAUGUUUCAUAAAUAUAUACUAUUUUCAAUCCCCAUGCUCGA
This is a messenger RNA of Ochlerotatus camptorhynchus, 1189 nucleotides long. RefSeq names its product putative nuclease HARBI1. The transcript has 5 exons. The coding region runs from base 1 to 1113 and encodes 370 amino acids. The record is from RefSeq and is a predicted model, not a curated record. NCBI's taxonomy places the organism in Eukaryota, Metazoa, Arthropoda, Insecta, Diptera, Culicidae.